Aureobasidium uvarum is the source of this 1086-nucleotide messenger RNA. The record is from the annotation of a GenBank genome assembly. Lineage: Eukaryota; Fungi; Ascomycota; Dothideomycetes; Dothideales; Saccotheciaceae.
ACAAUCAGAACAACCAUGUCGACCGACUACAAAUUCGAAGGCUGGCUCGGCUAUGAUGCUAAGGCUGCUGAGGGUAACAUGAAAUGGGGACAGUUCGAGCCCAAGAAGUGGAGCGAAGAUGAUGUGGACAUCAAGGUCUCUCACUGCGGCGUCUGCGGCACUGAUCUCCACAUGCUCAAGUCCGCCUGGGGGCCUGUCCCUUACCGUAUGCCACAUGUCCAUCUCGAUGUCCUGGAAUGCUUGACUGAUUCUCUCCGCANNGCCUGCUGUGUUGGACACGAGAUCGUUGGCAAGGCCGUCAGGGUCGGCUCGAACGUAAAGCACCUCAAAGUUGGUGAUAGAGUCGGUGUCGGCGCCCAGUCCGACUNNUUUUGUGGCGAAUGCGAGGUCUGCCUAGAGGGCAACCCCAACCACUGCUUGGCCGGAACCCAUACCUACGGGUCCAAGUACAAGGACGGCUCUGGAGACUCGUAUGGUGGCUAUGCGACCUACACCCGCCACCCAGCUCGAUGCGUGGUCAAGAUUCCCGACGGUCUCGACAGUGCCGGCGCAGCCCCCAUGCUGUGCGCUGGUGUCACCGUAUACUCGCCGCUCAAGCACAACGGAUGCGGACCCGGCAAGAAGGCCAUGGGAGCUGAGGAAGUCGUUGGCAUCUCACGCAAAGCUGACAAGAAGGACGAUGUUCUUAAGCUUGGUGCCGACCGCUACAUUGCUACCGACGACGAUCCAGACUGGGUAUCACACAACAUGCGCUCUCUGGACCUCAUCAUCAACACGGUCGGAAGCGCCAACAUGCCCCUAGACGGUCAUCUCGCUCUGCUAAAGGUCAAGGGAACCAUGAUCCAGGUCGGUAUCGCGGACGGUGGCGUCCUUCCACCCGUCAGCGCGUUCAGUCUUGUCAUGAGCGGUGUCAAGUUUGGCGGUAGCCAGAUCGGGCCCCCCGAAGAAAUUGCCGAGAUGCUACAGCUGGCGGCCGACAAGAAGAUUCAACCGUGGAUCGAGGAGCGUCCUAUGAAGGAUGCCAACGCUGUACUGCUGGAAAUGGAAGCUGGCAAGGCUCGCUACCGCUACGUACUGGUAAACUAG